AUGGUGAUCUCAACGACGAGCAGUGAGCGUGGAGGGCAGGUGAACUCUACGUUUGCAUCGAGAUAUGUGCGUAACGCCCUCCCUAAGUUCGAGAUGCCGGAGACGUCGAUACCCAAGGACGCAGCGUAUCAGAUAAUAAAGGAUGAGCUAAUGCUGGAUGGGAACCCCAGGCUCAACUUGGCAUCAUUUGUCACCACGUGGAUGGAGCCAGAGUGCGAUCAGCUCAUCAUGGCCUCCCUCAACAAAAACUACGUCGACAUGGAUGAGUACCCUGUUACCACUGAACUCCAGAAUCGUUGUGUGAAUAUAAUAGCAAACCUUUUUAAUGCUCCCCUCGGAGACGGCGAAACUGCUGUUGGAGUGGGAACUGUUGGUUCUUCAGAGGCAAUGAUGUUGGCAGGCCUAGCUUUUAAACGAAAGUGGCAGCAAAAGAGAAAAGCAGAGGGCAAGCCUUACGACAAGCCCAACAUGGUCACCGGAGCCAAUGUGCAGGUUUGCUGGGAAAAGUUUGCGAGGUAUUUUGAGGUUGAUCUCAAGGAGGUGAAGCUGUCAGAGGGAUACUAUGUAAUGGACCCUGUGAAAGCAGUUGAGAUGGUGGAUGAGAACACUAUCUGUGUUGCAGCUAUUCUAGGAUCAACCCUCACGGGAGAGUUUGAAGAUGUGAAGCUCCUCAAUGACCUCCUUACUCAAAAGAACAAAGAGAAGGGCUGGGAUACUCCCAUUCAUGUUGACGCUGCGAGCGGAGGCUUUAUAGCUCCAUUUCUUUAUCCUGAUCUUGUGUGGGAUUUCCGUUUGCCCUUAGUCAAGAGUAUCAAUGUAAGUGGCCACAAAUAUGGCCUUGUAUAUGCUGGUGUUGGCUGGGUUGUAUGGAGGAGCAAAGAGGACUUGCCGGACGAGCUUGUCUUUCACAUUAAUUACCUUGGAUCUGACCAGCCCACUUUCACCCUUAACUUUUCUAAAGGUUCUAGCCAAAUAAUUGCUCAGUAUUAUCAGUUUAUUCGACUGGGUUUUGAGGGUUUCAAAAAUGUCAUGGAAAACUGCAUGGAGAACACAAGAUUUCUGAGAGAAGGAUUAGAGAAAACAGGGCGGUUUGAGAUUGUCUCCAAAGACAUAGGAGUGCCCCUUGUGGCCUUUUCUCUAAAAGACAGCAGCAAGCACACCGUGUUCGAGAUAUCUGAGAGUUUGAGAAAGUUUGGGUGGAUAGUUCCAGCCUAUACGAUGCCAGCCAAUGCAGAACAUAUUGCUGUUCUGCGAGUGGUUGUUAGGGAGGAUUUUAGCCGGGGCUUGGCUGAGAGGCUUAUCUCGGACAUUAUCAAAGUUGUGAAGGAAACAGACACACUCCCAAGCCGCAUCUCUACGAAAACCGCCCAUGUCACAGCUACUGUUGAUGAAGUGGUCUGUAGCAGUGAGGGGACGGUGAAGCCUGUUAAGAAGAGUGUAGAAGAGAUUGAACAAGAGAUUACAAGGCGUUGGAAGGGGAUUGUGGAUCGCAAGAAAAGAGGCGUAUGCUAA
Messenger RNA from Prunus armeniaca (apricot), 1512 nucleotides. Lineage: Eukaryota; Viridiplantae; Streptophyta; Magnoliopsida; Rosales; Rosaceae. The record is from the annotation of a GenBank genome assembly.